Ipomoea triloba (trilobed morning glory) is the source of this 954-nucleotide messenger RNA. RefSeq lists its product as uncharacterized. Bases 1 to 954 code for a protein of 317 amino acids. The record is from RefSeq and is a predicted model, not a curated record. The transcript has 2 exons. NCBI's taxonomy places the organism in Eukaryota, Viridiplantae, Streptophyta, Magnoliopsida, Solanales, Convolvulaceae.
AUGAGGCCCAAUAACCGGAUAACCACUGGUAACCUCCGGAUGCAUUCCAAUAUACGUAUAAGAAUUCAUCAUGGUGGCAGUUUUGUCCAACACCCUGUUAUGAACUAUGAAAAUGGUGAAGUUGAAGAGGUUACAAUGGACCUAGAUUAUUUAUCGUACCCUCAUUUGCUGAAGUAUAUUAAAGAGAAUAGGUAUGGCAAAAUUCAUUCUCUAUCGUAUAAAUUACCUCAUGAGCGUAUGGAGAACCUAAGGUUGCUCAAUAAUGAUAGAAGUACAGUUGACCUUAUGCAUUUUGCUUGUGUGUGGGGUCAAGUUGAUAUAUUUGUUGAGCAUGGUUUAGACGAUGCAGAGGUAGUUCCCGAGUUAGCGUUACCAGAGAGUGUUACACAACUAGAGAGUGAAAAGGCUGCAACUGGAAAACAGGGUGAUGAAGAGCAAUUAUUGGGUGAUGAUUUAGAAGGGGAAGAAGGUGAUGAAGAGCAGUUCUUGGGUGAUGAUUUGGAAGGGGAAGAAGCAGAAAACCGUGAUGAAGAUGAUGACCUUAUGGAUGUUGAAUGUCAUACUGCCUCAUCUAGUGAUGAUGAAAAUAGAGAAGCUAGAAGGGUAGAGGUUGAAGCUGAAAAUAUAGGUGGAAAUGUGAAUGAAGAAGUGGACAGUGAAUAUUAUGACUCUGAAGAUCCCCCAAGUUAUCAAUCUGAACAUGAGGAGGAAGAAGCAUCAUUUCAGCAAUCGAAGAAGGCAACAAGUAAAUUCAAAAACCCGUCAUAUAAUCCUAAUGUUGAAUUAGUUGAGCUUGAGUUAGGAACUCUAUAUGAUGAUGGGAAACAAUUCAAGAAGGCGAUGAUAAAUUAUGCUGUCUACUCAAAGAGAAACAUUCACUUUGUGAAAAAUGAACCAAAGCGAGUUUCAGUUGCAUGUGAAAAGCCAUGCCCAUUUCAAGCUACUGGAUCAUGA